Molecule: messenger RNA, 3649 nt
Organism: Microtus ochrogaster (prairie vole)
Lineage: Eukaryota; Metazoa; Chordata; Mammalia; Rodentia; Cricetidae
Product: acyl-coenzyme A thioesterase 1-like
Exons: 3
Coding region: 268-1533 (421 amino acids)
Biological process (GO): fatty acid metabolic process; acyl-CoA metabolic process
Molecular function (GO): fatty acyl-CoA hydrolase activity
Source: RefSeq, a predicted model, not a curated record
CUUUGACACAAUCCGGAUUUUUGGAACGAUAUCUUUUUCAGUCUUUCUUUUAUAUAUUAUUUCAGCUCUCACCAGGGUGUAAAACAAGAUUAAUCAUUACUCAUCUCCCGCACUGUAGUAUCUAACACAGAUAGGGGGCAUGGCCCAGAGGCUGCCAUCAAAGAACUCUGAAGACUUUGAAGCUGUCACAGCAGGUCCUGGAAGGCCUGAAGCACCAAGACAAAGACAGAAUCUGAAGCAACACACGAAUUUGCAGCCCAGAACCUGAUGGCUCCAAUGAUUAUCCUGGAGCCUGCGGGUGGUUGCCUCUGCGACGAGCCGGUGCGCAUCGCCAUGCGCGGCCUGGCCCCCGAACAGCCCGUCACGCUGCGCGCCGCCCUGCGCGACGAGAAAGGCGCGCUCUUCCGCGCCCACGCGCGCUACCGCGCCGACCCCCACGGCGAGCUGGACCUGGCGCGCGCGCCCGCGCUGGGCGGCAGCUUCGCGGGGCUCGAGCCCAUGGGGCUGCUCUGGGCCAUGGAGCCCGACCGGCCUUUCUGGCGCCUGAUCAAGCGCGACGUGCAGACGCCCUUCGUGGUGGAGCUGGAGGUGCUGGACGGCCACGAGCCCGAUAGAGGGCGGCUGCUGGCGCGGGCGGUGCACGAGCGUCACUUCAUGGCUCCCGGAGUGCGGCGCGUGCCCGUGCGCGAGGGCCGUGUGCGCGCCACGCUCUUCCUGCCUCCAGGAAAUGGACCCUUUCCUGGGAUCAUAGACCUUUUCGGAGUUGGAGGUGGCCUUCGAGAAUAUCGAGCAAGUCUGCUGGCUGGGAAGGGCUUUGCUGUCAUGGCUCUGGCUUAUUAUAAGUACGAUGACCUCCCCAAGAGCACGCACAUAUUCCACCUGGAGUACUUUGAGGAAGCUGUGAACUACCUGCUCAGUCACCCUCAGGUCAAGGGACCAGGAAUUGGCCUGCUGGGGAUUUCCAAAGGGGCUGACCUCUGCCUCUCCAUGGCCUCUUUCCUGAAAGGCAUUACAGCGGCUGUCAUAAUCAAUGGCUCUAUGGCCAACGUUGCUGGAACAUUGCACUACAAGGAUGAGACCCUGCCCCCUUUGAGCAUUAACAUGAAUCGAAUCAGAGUGACCAAAGAUGGCCUUAGAGAUAUUUUUGAAGCCCUGAAUUGCCCUUUAGAAGGCCCUGACCAGAAGAGCAUCAUCCCUGUGGAAAGGUCUGACUCCACCUUCCUGUUCCUUGUGGGUCAGGAUGACCGCAACUGGAAGAGUGAGUUCUAUGCCAAUGAGAUCUCCAAACGCUUGCAGGCCCAUGGGAAGGAGAAGCCCCAGAUCAUCUACUACCCAGAAGCAGGGCACUAUAUUGAGCCCCCUUACUUUCCUUGGUGCAAGGCUUCCUUACAUGCCAAUUUAAACAUGCCUGUCCUCUUUGGGGGAGAGCCCAGGGCUCAUGCCAUGGCCCAGGUGGAUGCAUGGCAGCACCUCCAGACCUUCUUCCACAAACAUUUGGGUUCUGAAGCAAGGAAAAUCUCAGCAAAACUGUGAUUUUCUGUGAGUAGUGACACUUCUGAUGUUGAUCCCUCCUGAGAAGGCUGCCACUGUUAGGAUGUGCAUGCAUUUUUCUCUCCUUUAAUAAAGUCUUGAGUUUCCCCACCCCCAAAGGUUUUAUGGACUGAGUCCUCAUUGAUUUGUGGGCACAGUGGUUCCUACCUUCUUAUGGGAAUGAAGAUUGAGCCCAGGGCAUGUGUAUGGUAGGCUAGCUGCUGAAUUAUCCCACUCUCCCUUAGAGGGCAGCGGUUUUAAAGAAACUUGAGAGGUUGAGGAGCAUAUCUGCUCCCUGGCACAGCAUGUGACUGACAACUCCAGUUAUAGGAGGAGAAGUGAACAAUAUGGACUGGCCGUGCCUGCUACAUAACGCGGUCCAGUAACUAACUAUGUGCUAGAUGACUGUAAAUAACUCUGUAACUGCUGCACAAGAAAGCAUGUGCAGUGGCCCCUUGUGUUGGUGAGAUCCACAUGGCAGACUCUACUGCUGCCCAUGGGUUGAAUUAUUUGAAACUUAUUCCGGCCAUUAUUCCUUAGACACUAUGUAACAGUUUAGGAGCUAUUUGUGCAGAGCUAGUGUUACACUUAGGGACAUAAGUAUUCUGGAUGUGAUCAUAUUGUUUUAAAGAUUUUUCAGACUACAUGCCAAUUCCACACCAUUUUAUAUCAAGUACAUAAAUCAUAGCAGUUUGGGGGUCCAGGUAGGCAACCCCCAGUGAAUGCCUUGACGCAGCUAUAAUGAACACAGUAGAAGUAAAUCUUUCAGUUUUUGGAAGUUGGAGCAAAAAUCUACAUGGGAAGUAGAAAAAGACAAGAUCUCCUGAGUAAGUUGGGAGCAUGGGAAUCAUGGGAGAAGAUUGAAGGGGAGGAGAGAGGAAAGGAGGGAAACAGAGAAAAAUGCAUAGCUCAAUAAAAUCAAUAAAAAAAUAUUCUCACUAGCAUGCUCACACUUGGUAUCCGAGAAUACUGUAUACCAAUUUAGAAGAAAGAAAUAAGAUGAUCUUAGCAUUUUUUUUCCUAAAGAUUACAAUGCAGAAAAUAUAUUGUAAAAAUCGAGGCAUGGACGAUUACAAAGCACACCCUGUUUUCCUUACAGAUCUGUGGUAGCUGAGGUGGACAAACUCUGAGACACUGUAAGGUUCACUUCACUUGAAUUUAGGAUAACAGAAAUAAUGAAAAGGAAAUGUCCCACCAAAGCUUCCAAGUCGUUUGCACUCAGGAGGCAUGCAGUGUGUUUCAGCAAACCUGUCUCUGAUGUAUUAGAACUGAAGCCAAACACGGUAGAUGCCAGGAGGCCAAAGAAAGAAAGAGACGGUUCCCGAAGUAAAUCGGAUAAAAUUUCCUAGGGACUUACGGACAGAAACAUGUCUUGAGCAGACACAUGAUAGCAAGAUGGUAUGCAUCCAAUCAUAGGAUAAAGGUUUUAUGCCCUACGUUUGGCAAAGGUAGGCCAUGAGAACUGGAAUGGAGCUAGUCUUCUCUGUGUUAUCUCUUUCAGUUAAAAAAGAACCUGAGCAGCAGCAGAUGGCACAGCGUGCUUAGCUAACUGUCUCAAUGACUCUGCUAGUCCUAAGUUCUUGGGGUAUGUGAUAGAGUAAACCUAUACGAGAUAGCAGUAAUGCCCAAGGUACCAAUAAUAACGUCAAGCAGAGGAGUGUCACAAAUGAUGCCUUUGAUAUGUAGAGAAAAUUUUAGAUUAAAAGGCUUCACAAUGAGAUGAAAAGAAAAAUUCAAAGAUUCCUAGUUGAAGCUGGGUAGGAGUGGCGGCACAUGCCCUUAAUCUCAAGACUUGGGAGGCAGAGAGAGAGAAGAGAGAGAAAUCUUUGAAAGGUGGUGACUUCUAGAAGAUCUUUAGGCCACUGGGAGUGUACCCAUGAGUGGAGUUGUGAAAUCCUAACGUCUUUCUAAUCUGCGAUGUAGAUGUAGACAUAGGAGAACAUCAUUUUGCCAUCUGCUAUACCCAGACCUUGGACUGGAUUAGAGAAACGUUAAACAUUUUCUCCUCAUAAAUUAACAUCCUGGAUAUCUCAUUGCUGUAGUGUAAACCUGACUAAAACAAUUUUCAUUUAGAAAGAAAAAAAUGUCUGUAGCAAAAGAGUGGCUCCUGGCGUCUGGU